This is a messenger RNA of Dinoponera quadriceps, 1434 nucleotides long. Its product is annotated as probable RNA methyltransferase CG11342. Gene Ontology annotation, molecular function: RNA methyltransferase activity; O-methyltransferase activity. Lineage: Eukaryota; Metazoa; Arthropoda; Insecta; Hymenoptera; Formicidae. The record is from RefSeq and is a predicted model, not a curated record. The coding region runs from base 131 to 1006 and encodes 291 amino acids. The transcript is spliced from 6 exons. Gene Ontology annotation, cellular component: cytoplasm. Gene Ontology annotation, biological process: negative regulation of pre-miRNA processing; miRNA metabolic process.
GCUGGCCGUUGCGCCGACAGUUACGGCGAGGCUGCUCUCGUGGGAUUCUUUUCUUUUGCGUAUCGGAUAUCUGAUCGUUAUGGCUGCUGCUUUGGAGUAUCGGUUCUGAUUCACCGAAUCAUCAACAGUCAUGAUCUGGUUCAAUGCAUUAGAAGACAAACACCAUUCACAACGACAGGCACGAGACAAAUUGCGUCAUCGUCGAGAUUUUCCGGCAAACGUAGGAAUGUCUGACGCGCGGGACACCGACGACGAGAGAAAUAACGACACGAAAACGAAUCCGGGCGCUAGUAGGCACGGAAAUUUCAUGAAUUAUUACCAAUUCCAUCCUGCGGAAGAACGCAUGCGGCAACUUCCGCAUGGCGUGUGGCGGCUCGCUCAUCCGGCCCGGAAAUACGCGGGUCUAGAUGUCGGUUGCAAUGCCGGGGAUCUUACGUACAUUCUGUACGAUUUCCUCGAGAAGAUCAUGAAGUCCCAAGAUCAGCCCGAAAUUUCCUUAUUCGGCGUAGACCUGGAUCCGAUUCUGAUCGAAAGAGCGCGCGAGCGAAAUUUGCGGCCGGAUCGUGUGACUUUCGAGUGCCUGAACUUUUUGUCCAAGGAUUGUAGCGAGACACUAACGAGAUAUUUAGAUCAGCUUGAUAAGAGUCGAUUCGACGUGGUGUUCUGCUUCUCGAUCACUAUGUGGAUUCACCUGAAUCACGGCGACGAUGGUUUGGAAGAAUUUCUGCGGAAAGCUUGCGCGCUCGCUGAAAUGAUCGUUAUUGAGCCGCAACCCUGGAGAUGUUACAGGAAUGCAUCGAGACGAUUAAAAAGAGCGAAGUCGGAGGACUUUCCGUUGUUAAAGGGACUGAAGUACACCGGCGAUCUAGCGAAACAUAUAGAAAAUAUUAUAACGAGACUUUGCAACUUUCGUAAAGUUGUCGUCACUGAGAGCAACGGUUGGGGACGUAAGCUUUUGAUUUACGAGAGAAAACAGCAAAAUCAAGUAAUAAAUAGAAAUAUAUAGAAAUAUGAAUAUAAAAAGAUGAAUAUAUAUAUAUUAUUUACGAUAGAUUUCGUUCGUAUCUCGAAAUGUAUAACACGUUGCGAACGUGGCAAAAUUUGUAUGAAAAUUUCUAUUGUUUGCUAAAUAAGGAAUAGUCAUGUGUUUCCACUUAUAUCUCAGUUGAAAAUGAAGCGUUCAAGGAAGUUUUCAAUGAGUUGAGGAGAAGCUGAUUAUGGCUCACUAAAGCAUUCAGACCAUUCUAGAAGAUUAUUUUCUGAAUGUUUGCUGCUUUGCAAUGCAUUUAUCAAUUGAAAACUUCCUACAAGUUGAUCGCACGCUAUUUUGAUAUGUAAUUGUUCACUUUGUGAACGCUUUCCCCUAGUCAAAAUUUUUGUUCUAACACCAUAAGGAUACGUUGCAUAAAUAUAAGUUACAAAAAUAUCAUCAUA